UGUGUCUCCCUCUUCGGACUGAAGCGCAUCACAGAGGAGGAGAAAUGAAUGAGACGCAGGUUUGAACCUGGUUAUUUGAUGGAUUAACCGGAGGGAAGCGUUAAAUCAUCCAGAAAUCACGACCCGAGGCCGAACUCCAGAUCAGACGGACAGCUGAUGGUUGCUGACUAGCCAAUGGGGCUGUUUGACAAGUUGGCGGGAUGGCUGGGGCUGAAGAAGGAGGUGAAUGUUCUAUGUCUCGGUCUGGACAACAGCGGAAAGACCACCAUCAUCAACAAACUCAAGCCGUCCAAUGCCCAGGCACAAGACAUCGUCCCAACCAUUGGUUUCAGCAUAGAGAAGUUCAAGACCUCCAGUCUUUCCUUCACAGUGUUUGACAUGUCAGGUCAAGGCAGGUACAGAAACCUCUGGGAGCAUUACUACAAGGAAGGUCAGGCGAUCAUAUUUGUCAUUGAUAGUGCAGACAAAUUGAGGAUGGUUGUUGCCAAAGAAGAACUGGACACAUUACUGAAUCAUCCCGAUAUUAAACACAGGAGGAUCCCCAUCCUUUUCUUUGCAAACAAGAUGGAUGUCAGGGAUGCUCUGUCGUCAGUCAAGGUCUCCCAGCUGCUCUGUUUGGAGAACAUCAAAGACAAACCCUGGCACAUCUGUGCCACAGAUGCUCUGAAAGGAGAAGGUUUACAGGAGGGAGUCGACUGGUUGCAAGAUCAAAUCAAAACAUUGAGAACAUGAGGACCCGAGCGAAAACGCUUGAAGAAACAGCAUCUGUUAAAGUGUGUCAUGUAAGAUGUGUUGACCUUGUUUUCAGAAGUACAGGAAGAGAGCAAUGCUUUUAAUACUGUAUUGAGGUGAUUCUUGGACGUGUGUGGUUAGGGUUAUCUCAUUUAGAACAAUAAAACUAAUACAAAUCCUAAAUUAUUGAGAAUUAUACACGUUGAGGAGUUCAUUUUUAGUCAAAUUUCCAUCAGUCUUAACAGCCAUUUUCAAAGGAACAAUAACAUUUAAACAUGGACUUCUAUUUACAUUAUCCCUCCCAUUCCUCCAAACAGCUGUUUAAUAUCUCUGUGUAUCAGGGAUUGUGAUGCUCUUAAAAAAACUCAAUGUGGUUGGUGUUGUCUCACUUUCAAGGAGCAUGAAAACCUAGGAUGUCUUGUAGAGAAGACAAACAUGUUAGUUGCUGUGUUAUGUUUUAGCUAUACAGUAUCCCUCCCCCGUCUGAUAAAUGGUACGUGCCAGCUUCCCCGAAGAGAAGUGUGGAAGAUUCAAACUGGCACUACUAGUGAUGUAAACUGGGAUGUCACGUGUCAUAUCAUUAGUAAAGGCAGGAAUCGCCUUCUCCAGCUUAUAUGUAGAGCCGUCUCACUGUCACAUGAAACUGUUGCUAUGGUUAAUCUUUACUGCAGCUAAGACUUGAUGCAGCUCUGCUCCUGUUUCGUGAACAUUGCUCUUUUUUUUGUAGUUGUGAAAAUAUAUUUUCCAUACUGAAGAUCAGAAUUUUAGCCAAUUAAAUGUUUUCUGGGACGCAGUAGAUUCUGUUGUAAAUAUUGCUACGUGUGGCUCAGUGACUAUAAAUAAUAUUUUACUUAGCUGGAACAAGUGAUGAAUGAAUGUCAAGUUAGUUUGCAUGAUUUUCAACUAGUUUUUAUAUUUGCCUUAUUUCAUUUUUCAAAGCAAAACACGGUUUUCAAACAAAAUUAUUCUUAAAGUUGACUCAUAGUUAAUUAAAGUUUAUAAUAUAGAUAAAAAUCUGCUCAGACUCCUUAUAUUGCAAAUUGUUGGUUCUCUUCUUUAGUCUCGGACCGAAAGCUUGAUUUUAAAAUGUACAGAUCACAGAGUGCAUUUGCUUCUUUAUCUUUCUGGUGGCGUUUGCCAAACUCCAUCGCCUCAACCUCAGCCACAUAGCAAAUAGUCCUUUUGAGUCAAAUAGGAAAUAACUGAAAAUGUGUGGAAGUAAUAGCUAUUGAUUGUAUAUAUUCUGUACUAACUUGUUCAUAAAUGUUUCAUCUGUAAAUCCCAUUUUAAUCCUACACAACUAUAUCACAACUUGUAGAAGAUGCAACUUGUAAAACUCCCAAAAGGUUUUUUCCACCACAGACACUUGACACUGACCUGAGACAUUAAUAUGAGUUUAAGAUGAAUGACAGGAGUUUUUACAGCUCUGUUCACUUUCCAUGGUUCCAAAUACAAACAGUAGAAUGUACAACCUCGAUGUAUGAGGGUGGAUAGGACACGAUUCCGGUUUGUUUUUUGAAUUUAGUUAUGUGUGUUACUUUUAUCCCAUUCAUAUCAGACAUGUAUUUUUAUACCACUGGGUGACAGCCAAGUCCUAAACAUUCAAUUCCUACUUGUACAGGCUUUAAGGGCGUCGUGGUAAAUUUGGAACGUGUUCUCUAUCUGUAAUUGGAGGACAUUUCAGAGUGGGGAUUUUUCUUUUUCGUGUCCUCCAGACAUUGUUUUUAAAAGCAAGGAGCACAAGUUCACUUUAGCUGUAGAUUGUUCCCUCAAAAUGUUCCAUCACAUGAGCUCUGUGUAUUUUGAUUAUU
Messenger RNA from Limanda limanda (common dab), 2543 nucleotides. It is a transcript of the gene arl6, whose product is annotated as ADP-ribosylation factor-like 6. Gene Ontology annotation, molecular function: GTP binding; GTPase activity. The transcript has 8 exons. The coding region runs from base 175 to 732 and encodes 185 amino acids. Gene Ontology annotation, cellular component: axoneme; cytoplasm. Gene Ontology annotation, biological process: vesicle-mediated transport; cilium assembly; protein localization to cilium. The record is from RefSeq and is a predicted model, not a curated record. Lineage: Eukaryota; Metazoa; Chordata; Actinopteri; Pleuronectiformes; Pleuronectidae.